GGGGGCGGGGCGCCGCGCGCACGCACACGCGCAUGCGCGGGCCCUGAGCCGCCAUUGGCCGCCCGCAGGCCCCGCCCCCUCGCACGCACUACCAGCGCGGCGGCCGCCGGCGACUCGCGCACUCGGUCCACUCGGAGAGACAAGCGCGACGCGACUGCGCCAGACGCCAGGCCUCGUUGCGGCCCAUCAACCGGUUUAACAAACCCUAACGAGGAUCAAUUCCCUUCAUUCCGGCGAGCCGCCCGCCGCCCGGCUUUCGACAACCCCCGGCGACUAAUUUGCGUGCGAGCCAGCAAUUAGCGCACCAUGGAGGGCGCGCCCUUCGACGACAACCUGUUCGCCGAGUUCCCCGGCCAGGCGGCGCUGACGUACAAGAGCGACUCCCGGGGCGUGCACUCCAUCCAGGUGAUGCUGGGGCUGCAGCACUCGGACAUGAUGCUGGGCACCCCGCUGCCCAAGAUGGAGCAGCACGAGGUGUUCUCGCAGCAGCCAGACCCCACCAAGAGGAAGGACGAGCACUUGCUGCAGCCCCCACCUGCAGCGGCCGAGCCGAGCGUCAAGAAGGACUCCAAGAGCAAGAAAGGUGACAACAGCGGCGUGAAGAAGAAGAAGACGAGGACAACCUUCACGGCGUACCAGCUGGAGGAGCUGGAGCGGGCCUUCGAGCGCGCGCCCUACCCGGACGUGUUCGCGCGCGAGGAGCUGGCGCUGAAGCUGAGCCUCAGCGAGUCGCGCGUGCAGGUGUGGUUCCAGAACCGCCGCGCCAAGUGGAGGAAGCGCGAGCCGCCGCGCAAGACGGGCUACAUGGCCGCAGGGGCGGCCGGCACUGCACUCGGGUCGUCCUUCACGAGCCUCAACAGUGGCCUGGGCUCGUUCCCCGGCACCGCGGCGCCCGGCGCCGGCGCGGACUCCUGGGCCUACUCGCCCGCCUACGACCUGUCGCCGCACCUCAACCUGCUGUCGCCAUCCGGCUCGCACUACUCCGCCGCCUCCUUCAGCACGGCCCAGACCAGCUCCUACUCCUCGCCCUACUCCGUGCUGGGUCAGCACGACGCAUCUCUCUUCCCGGUGCGCUCUCACCAGGAGUACUUGUCGGCUGACAGCGGCAGCCCCAUCCGGGCGCACCAGGAGUACAUGACCACCGGCGGGAACAGCCCCAUCCGCGGACACCAGGACUACCUGCCCGCCGGGAACGGCAGCCCCAUCCGCACGCACCAGGAGUACAUGUCUGCCGGCGGGCACAGCCCCAUCCGCGCUCACCAGGAGUACCUGCCCGCCGGGAACGGCAGCCCCAUCCGUGCGCACCAGGACUACAUGACUGCCGGAGGGCACAGCCCCACCGGCGGACUGCGCCAGCACCAGGAGUAUGUGGCCAACCCCAACAGCCCUCACGCACACGGCCACGGCGACUACGUGUCUGCAGGCACGGACAGCCCUCACGCGCACCACGACUACAUGGCGGGCGCGCACGGCUCGCCCCUGCAGGAGUACCAAGCCAUGGUGGCCGCCCCCCCUCACUCCCCGCAGCUGCUCGACCAGCACAAGCCCCUGCCGUACGUGGACGUGGAGGCCCUGGGCGCCCAUGACAACGCCUUCCGGCCCUCCGAGGACGUAAAGGAGGGCGGGCCCCAGGGCUACGUCGCCCUGCCGCCCUUCCUCGGCUGACUGCGGGCCCGCCUGAGCGGCGGCCGGUCUCCGCGCGACGUCACCUUCGAGUGACGCCAGCCGCUCUGCCGAGAGCAGGUCACAGUCGCUGCCACCAGCGGGAGGAACUAGUUGCCCUGCCGCCCUUCCUCGGCUGACUGCGGUCCCGCCUGAGCGGCGGCCGGUCCCCGCGCGACGUCACCUUCGAGUGACGCUGGCCGCUCUGCGCGAUGCCGGAGCUAGUCGCCAGAGACCAGGUGUCAAGGCUUCUAGGGUAUCGCACAAACCUGGCUGUCUAAUGUCCACACAAUGUGAAAUAUUUCACGAGCAAUACAGAAACAAACACACCUUCGUAAAUAGGUGACAAUCAAGUACUUUAAUAAUAGGUGGCCGUGUCCUCGAAUGGGGUGAUUAUUAAUGUCCCUUUUUACUAGCGUGUGCACCAUUACCUUGAUCCCUGAACAAUAUCGCCUGAAAAACAAUAUCAACACAAUCUUUAAAUAUGAAUAAUGGGACUAGAAAUUUAUGGUAUUUCGUAGGCUUCUAUCUCCACCAAGAGUGUUACGUGUCAUAGUCAGUCGAAGCAUGACGUUCGGCGUAGGCAGGCUUGUUCGCUCUGAAACAAGUGAGCAGAGCAGCUCCGUGCUGACGUGGGGUAGGUACCAGCUCUGUGCGCACAACACGCGCUCACGUGUGUCUCGGCUCUACGGCGCUGAUACCACGUCUCUCGAAGCGAGCAACACAAUGGUGCUGAACCUGGAGCUAAGCCUUGCAACUAUUCUUUCAGGCCACAGAACAAGUCAGGAAGUGUUCAGCGCUUUCAUGCAGAAUUCAUCAUGACCUCUCUUCAACAUCAAUGACGCAGCAUAUGCAAUAAUUUAAAACAACAGUGCUUUCACUGAGUGUAGGAAAUGUGUUUUUAGACUUUUUUUGACAGUAUGUUGGUGACAAAGCAUAAUAUGUGUGCGGCGACUCCUUUGUUAGGAAUGUUGCUGCUUUUGGUUAGCAGCAGCGAGGGCGACAGCACGGCCCAGUGCGACUGAGCGAGCGCGGUAGGUUGGGAGUGACGAGGUCAGCACGGACUGUGGAAGGCUUCAUGGAGUACAAAGGGUGGGGAGGGUAACUAAAGUCCUACUCCUCCGAUUGGCUUAACUGCAUCAACAUACAAUAUCCCAGUGAAAGUUUAUCAGAGCAAUUUUUUUUAAAACUUCUUGCCAAGUUAUCCAUCUAGUGAUUGGGAUAAUUCUUUCACAUUCUCAAUAAGGCAAUAAGACCAUUCCCGGCGAGUCUACUCGUGGAACUCGCGGCAAUCGGCCAGAUGAAGGGCGAUGCUCGUGAACAAGCAGUUGCAGAGGUCUGCCAACAUGUCGACAACCACACAAGGAUUGUGCACCGAGUUGCUUCACCCCAUAUAUCGCUCAGUGCGUGACGUUCUGUGAUACGUAGGGCAUUACCCAAACACCCAAUAUGCAUCGUUAAAGUGACUUUGUUUCUACAGAUCUAAAUGUAUUAUGUUCUGUAACUGUGAUGUUACCUUACAACAUUGUAACUAUUCAUGAAUAUUAGGAAAUAGCUUUUUUUAAGUGCAAAUUUAUAAGGAAGUGUGAUUGAAAUGUAGAACAAGUUGUUACGGUUGUUACCUGCAGUGAUGUGCUCGCAUGGGAACAUUCUCGUGCCCCGCGUGGAGGCGAGCGCAGGUAUCAGCUCAACGUUGCCUGGACGUUGACUGCUGUCCUGCUUCCGGCACGAGAGUGCGUGCAAGCCGCCUGGACUCGUCACAGCCGGGCAAUUUGUUUGUGUCCGCAUGUGCUAGUUGCUAGUUCUAGAAUAUUUCCAAAGAAAUUUGCUUUUCUUUAGAGUUGCAUUCAAGUGCCUUAUUAUCGUAUGGUUAAUUGCAGGUGGGUGUACAAAUUGUGUUGUUACAUUCCUGUGACACAAGAUUACUUGUUACUCACUUGUAGACCAGUCGUGUUACAUAGUUUAUAGCAAUAUUGCACAUAUUGUACAAGUUCUGAGUGCAGAAAACGACACUGCCUGCUGGCGCGUUGGUCGCACUGCGCGGCAAUGGCACCUGGCCGCGACCGGUGCUCAGGGCUCGCAGAUGUAAUGCAAUGAUGUCUAGUGUUGUUCUCACACUGCCACUCACUCCUCUGUUACAUUAACACCUGGAAGCCAUCGUCUGUGUUCCAUCUACCACCUCAGGAGGUGAGUGCGUGUGAGCUGAACUGCCAGAACAUGCUUUCCACAACUUGGGCUUGGUUGGCAUCCCUGCAGGUAUGUGAAGCCAGACACCCUCACACAGCAGUGCUGCCAAUGAGCUGGGUAGGCAUAGGGGCAGGGGCGUUUCCGUCCGCUCUCCGCAAGUGUCUGUAUACAUUUUAUAUCAGGAAAUAAAUGCACACUUUUACUGAA
Bacillus rossius redtenbacheri is the source of this 4056-nucleotide messenger RNA. Its product is annotated as homeobox protein OTX1-like. The coding region runs from base 307 to 1665 and encodes 452 amino acids. The record is from RefSeq and is a predicted model, not a curated record. Gene Ontology annotation, molecular function: DNA-binding transcription factor activity, RNA polymerase II-specific; RNA polymerase II transcription regulatory region sequence-specific DNA binding. Lineage: Eukaryota; Metazoa; Arthropoda; Insecta; Phasmatodea; Bacillidae. The transcript is spliced from 6 exons. Gene Ontology annotation, biological process: regulation of transcription by RNA polymerase II.